AUGCGAGCCAGCCCCAUCCGCAUCCCGACUGUCAGCAGUGACACCGACUGGGACUUCUGCUUCCAUCUGUCACAGCAAACCAAGAUCCCAGAGCAUCAGCAAACAGAUGAGUUGUAUCCCACUAGUGGGUCUGGAGAGAGCGAACAAGAUGCUAAAGCCAAGGAAGAGAAGGCCAUAGACCGUAUGUCUCUUCCCAAAGAGAAACUGGCCCAAUCCCAGAAGAAAGUAGCUCAGCUGAUUAAGGGAAAAAUGAUAAUAAAACAAAAAACUCACUGGAAUACCCAAGCAAAUGAGGAGCUGAUUCGCUGUGUCAUCCUUUCUCGGAUUAUUUUUGGGGAAGAACCCUGGAAAUGUGCACAGGCUUUGGCCACCCUGGCUUAUGGCUACGUGACACUGAGAGGUCUCCCAGCUUAGGCCAAGAAACAUGCCGAGUCUGCCAAGAACACACUGCUGACCUGGAAGGGAAACACGACCUCAGACAAGGAGAGAAAGGAAAUCCUGGACACUCUGGUCAUGCUCUACUGCACUCUGGGGGUGGCCUGGCUCCUACAGAGUUGUGGCAGAGAGGCUUAUUUCAACCUGCAGACGUCAGAGAGAAACAUGGAGGAGCUGAAAAAAUCAUAUAAGGGAGGUGCUUCUGGAUUACAGGUCUCAGAGAAAGACCUAACAAUUGCUUUGGGCAGAGCCUCCUUGGCCAACCGCAGGUUAAACCUAGCUCUGGCAUACUUUGAAAAGGCAGUUGACAAUGUUAUUGCUGCUAAGGGUAAUAGGACAUCAGAUCUGGUUGGUCUUUACGAGGAAAUUGCUCAGAUCGAGCAGCGGAGGAGGAACCAUGACCAGGCCAUCCAGUACUUGCAGCAGGCCUAUUCUAUCUGUGUUUCUUUGUUCACUGAAGUCAGCCCCCAAGCUGCAGAGGCGAGCACGUUACUAACGAAGGCUUAUGCCAUGUCUGAAGAGGCCCAACACAGGGAUGCUGUUGAGAUAUAUUUUAUAAAAAGCAUCACUGCAUAUCAAACAACAUCGGGCCCAGAGGAUUAUGAAACACUGAAGACCAUUGAAGAAUUUUGCAAAUGGCUUGUUCAAAAUGGGGAAAAACAGUGUCUGAUGAUUCAAAUCCUCAUAUAUGGAAAUGAGCACUGUAAAAGCGGAGACACAGAAAACCUCCUUAGCCUAAUGCAGAGGCUGUGUGGACCAGAAAUUCGAGAUACAUUAGACGUUAAAGAAAUGGAUAAGAAAUCCAUGGAAUGUGUGUAUGUUAAACAAGAAAACGUAGCAGUUUACCCACUACCUUCCAUGAAAGGUCCACUUAAGGCAAACCUGACAAUAUUCCAGAGAUGGGAUUGUCCUAAUCCAUUCAGCAACAAGCAACCAGAAAUCUUUGGACAAAAUGGCAGGAAGUAA
Messenger RNA from Lagenorhynchus albirostris (white-beaked dolphin), 1401 nucleotides. It is a transcript of the gene TTC23L, whose product is annotated as tetratricopeptide repeat domain 23 like. The record is from RefSeq and is a predicted model, not a curated record. Gene Ontology annotation, molecular function: protein binding. Lineage: Eukaryota; Metazoa; Chordata; Mammalia; Artiodactyla; Delphinidae.